AUGAAGAGGGUACUUCGGAAAUUGCAAGCUCUGAAGGUGGUUUGUCGGCGUCUCCGGAAUUCGUAUGGUUGUUUGGAUAAAAGGGUAGUUCAGUUAAAGACGGAGCUUGAUGUUACCCAAUUGGCUUGUGAUCUAGACCCUUUUAAUGAUUUGCUAAAGGAGGACAUUGCUCACCUCUUGCUAGCGUAUCAAAAAGCUAGAAAUGAUCAAGUGGAAAUGGCUCGUCAAAAAGCAAAGAUAUAUUGGCUCAAUGAAGGGGAUGGUAACUCUAAAUUCUUUUUUCAUGCUAUGAAAGAAAAGCGCAAUCGGAGCCAUAUUGCUACUAUCAGGGAUUCUUCUGGUACAGUUUAUGAUCAUCAGGAGGUAGCCACARCAUUCCUUUCCCAUUUUCAAGGUAUUCUAGGUACCUCUAAUGUCUUGGUCCCUCCCUCUAUGGGGGAUUGUGUGUUUGCUCAUUCUUUAUCAUUAUCGGAUUCUCUACACUUAAUCCGUCCUAUUUCGGAUAUGGAGAUAAAAGAUGCUUUGUUUGCCAUUGGGAAUGAUAMGGCCCCAGGACYUGAUGGRUAUUCUUCUAAAUUCUUUAAAGCAGCUUGGAAUGUGGUUGGUAGGGAUGUUCUCACUGGGAUACACAAUUUUUUCUAUUCUGGAACUUUGGAGUAUGAACUGAACCAUACUCUUCUUUGUCUUGUGCCAAAGGUUCCUAAUGCGUCUUUUGUUACUGAUUAUUGGCCAAUUGCGUGUUGCAAUGUGUUGUUGAAGUGUAUUAGUAAGGUUAUUGCUGAUAGGAUGAAAGGAUCGCUGGAUGUUCUUGUUAGCAAGGCUCAAUCUGCUUUCAUCCCUGGGCGCCAAAUAACUGAUAAUAUCUUAAUGGCACAUGAAUUGGUCGCUGGUUAUCAGCGUUCUGAAGGGGAACCAAAAUGUGCUUUUAAGAUUGAUAUUCGCAAGGCCUAUGACACAGUUGAUUGGCAAUUUCUUUUGGAGAUGCUGAACGGAAUGGGGUUUCAUCCAGUCAUGAUUAACUGGAUAAAGACACUGAUCACUUCUCCCACUUAUUUUGUUUGUGUUAGUGGACAGCCGGAGGUCAAGGAGAUCCUCUCUCCCCUUACCUCAAUGGAGGUCCAAACUCUUAUACGUGAUACUUUAUCUUUUCGGCCAGGGGUUUUCCCUAUACGCUACUUGGGAGUUCCUCUCUCUCCGGUUCGUCUGAAGUUGCUUGGGGUUUUCCAAACUCUUAUACGUGAUACUUUAUCUUUUCGGCCAGGGGUUUUCCCUAUACGCUACUUAGGAGUUCCUCUCUCUCCGGUUCGUCUGAAGGUACGUGAUUUUAAUCCCCUUGUGUUAAAGCUUAAAUCUCGACUUUUAAACUGGAAGAAUAAAUUCCUCUCCUAUGGAGGGCGUCGACAACUAAUUAUCUCAGUGCUCCACUCAAUGCAAACAUAUUGGAUGUCGGUAUUCUUAGUACCGGCAACCAUAAUCCAUGAAAUAGAGGAGCUUUUUCGUAAUUUUUUAUGGAAUAAAGCAGAGGGUCAGAUGGGUAAAUGUCGAGUUGCUYGGGAUACAGUUUGCUUGCCUAUUCAAAGUGGGGGUCUUGGUAUGAAAAGACUUGCGAAUUGGAAUAGGUGUCUUCUUUUUAAACAUAUUUGGGAUAUUCUAAAGGGCAGACACACUAUGUGGGUCUCUUGGAUUCAGUCUCACUGUGUUCGGGGACGUAAUUUCUGGGUUAUUAAGAAGAGGAAUGAGUGGUCGUGGAUUCUCCGAAGCCUUUUAGACUUAAGAUCUCAUUGCCGGAGAUUCUUUAUCUAUAAUGUGGGAAAUGGUUUAUCUACGCAUGCUUGGGAAGAUACAUGGAGCGAGUCGGGUCCUCUCAUUCAAUCUCUUACUUAUAGAUUCAUUAAUGGCCAGGGAUUUCACAAUAACUCCACGGUAUCUGAUAUAAUGCAGCGAUUUGGUACAAAUUGGCCGGUGGACUGGAUUCAACAAUAUCCUCAGCUGCAAAGUGUCCUGAUUCCGUUUCCCAGUCAAGUGGAGGAUAAGGUCAGAUGUCUUGAUAAUAAACUUUCACGGGGUGACUUUGAGAAGAAACUGCCAACUCAAGAUCGUAUUAGUCAAUGGAAGUAUGAACCGCCGGAGAAAUGGGUCUCCACUAUGGUCUAUCGGUAA
This is a messenger RNA of Cynara cardunculus var. scolymus (artichoke), 2160 nucleotides long. RefSeq lists its product as uncharacterized. The record is from RefSeq and is a predicted model, not a curated record. The coding region runs from base 1 to 2160 and encodes 719 amino acids. Lineage: Eukaryota; Viridiplantae; Streptophyta; Magnoliopsida; Asterales; Asteraceae. The transcript is spliced from 4 exons.